Molecule: messenger RNA, 462 nt
Organism: Scheffersomyces amazonensis
Lineage: Eukaryota; Fungi; Ascomycota; Pichiomycetes; Serinales; Debaryomycetaceae
Product: cyclophilin type peptidyl-prolyl cis-trans isomerase
Exons: 3
Biological process (GO): protein peptidyl-prolyl isomerization; protein folding
Cellular component (GO): intracellular membrane-bounded organelle
Molecular function (GO): peptidyl-prolyl cis-trans isomerase activity
Source: RefSeq, a predicted model, not a curated record
AGAGUUAAGAUAGAACUCUUUGCAGAUGAGUUACCUCAAACGACGGAGAACUUCCGACAAUUUUGUACUGGCGAGUACACAGAACAUGGAAGACCCAUUGGAUAUAAGAAUAGUAUAUUUCAUAGAAUUAUACGAGGAUUUAUGAUUCAGGGUGGUGAUUUCGUCAAAGGAAAUGGAUUGGGAUCAAAAACCAUAUAUGGAUCUACUAGUUUCCCCGAUGAAGGAUUCCCACACGAUAAUCGGAAAUAUAGUGUGUCCAUGGCCAACUCCGGACCUAAUUCCAAUGGGUGUCAAUUUUUCAUUUGUUGUGCAGAUGCACCCCACUUAGAUGGUAAACAUGUUGUAUUCGGUAAAGUAAUUGAAGGAUUUGAAACUGUAGAUAAAAUAGAGAGUACUCCCGUUGAUUCAAACGAUAAGCCCAGAUCAACGGUGGUGAUUUACGAAUGUGGACAAAUGUACUAA